Messenger RNA from Drosophila miranda, 4550 nucleotides. It is a transcript of the gene mGluR, whose product is annotated as metabotropic glutamate receptor. NCBI's taxonomy places the organism in Eukaryota, Metazoa, Arthropoda, Insecta, Diptera, Drosophilidae. The transcript is spliced from 9 exons. The record is from RefSeq and is a predicted model, not a curated record. The coding region runs from base 346 to 3315 and encodes 989 amino acids. Gene Ontology annotation, cellular component: membrane. Gene Ontology annotation, biological process: G protein-coupled glutamate receptor signaling pathway; regulation of synaptic transmission, glutamatergic. Gene Ontology annotation, molecular function: group II metabotropic glutamate receptor activity.
AGGAGGCCAUCGAUGGUGUUGUAGAUGGCUCCUUCUUUUCCUUGGAACCACCGCUACGAAUGCUGCUUCGUUGGUUGUUGUUGUGCUGCUGCUGCUGCUGCUGCUGCUGCUGCUGCUGCUGCUGCUGGUAAUACAAGAACUGAUUUUGUUUUGGCUUAUCAUGUGUAAAUCAGUUUAUCUACUGGUAAUGAAAAGAACAGAAGUGCGCGUGGUUCGCUCUUAACGCGUAUGUUUAGGGUGAAUUCAAUCAUUGAAUUAGACGCAAUGGUAAACGAAAGAGUUCAGAUGCAUCUGAGGUUCUAAAAGGAAACGAAACACACAUUCUACAAAGGGGCACUUGUAAAGAUGCGGCAGAAGGAAAGUUUAUUUGUCAAUCGGAUCGGUAGUAAUAUAACUCUUGUUGUCUUGGUGGUUUUGUGUUGGAGUCCAGUGGCGCAGCUGAAGGGACCGAGCACAACGCAUGCCCAGGACACUGUCUCGGUUUCACUACCGGGAGACAUAAUACUUGGUGGUCUUUUUCCCGUCCACGAGAAGGGCGAUGGUGCUCCAUGUGGACCAAAAGUGUACAACAGAGGAGUUCAGCGCCUGGAGGCCAUGCUGUAUGCAAUAGAUCGCGUAAACAAUGAUACCAACCUACUUCCGGGUAUUACCCUAGGUGUUCACAUACUGGAUACCUGCUCCAGAGACACCUAUGCUCUGAACCAGUCGCUGCAAUUCGUGCGGGCCUCCCUUAACAACUUGGAUACCUCUGUUUUUGAAUGUUCUGACACAUCAAGCCCGCAGCUAAGAAAAAAUGCAUCAUCGGGUCCUGUUUUUGGAGUAAUUGGCGGUUCCUACAGCUCAGUGUCAUUACAAGUAGCCAAUCUGCUGCGUCUUUUUCAUAUACCGCAAAUCUCACCUGCAUCAACCGCUAAAACGCUUUCAGAUAAAUCACGCUUUGAUCUGUUUGCUCGAACAGUGCCACCAGAUACCUUUCAAUCCGUCGCCCUGGUAGAUAUAAUCAAGAACUUUAACUGGUCCUAUGUAUCCACUAUUCAUUCAGAAGGCUCUUACGGGGAAUACGGGAUUGAAGCAUUUCAUAAGGAAGCAACCGAGCGACACGUGUGUAUAGCUGCUGCCGAAAAGGUGCCCAGUGCUGCAGAUGACAAAGUUUUCGACUCCAUUAUUAGUAAGCUGCAGAAGAAGCCGAACGCUCGGGGUGUUGUGCUUUUUACGCGGGCUGAAGAUGCGCGCGGUAUUCUGCAAGCAGCAAAGCGGGCCAAAUUGACACAACAGUUUCAUUGGAUUGCUAGUGACGGCUGGGGAAAGCAGCAGAAACUACUGGAGGGCUUGGAGGAAAUAGCAGAAGGGGCUAUUACCGUAGAGCUGCAGUCGGAGAUCAUCGAGGACUUCGAUCGUUAUAUGAUGCAGCUCACGCCACGGACGAAUCAGCGCAAUCCCUGGUUUGCUGAGUACUGGGAAGAUACAUUUAAUUGUGCAUUGACACAAGUUUCGACCGGACUUGAUGCACCCGAUAUCAAUGCAAGUGCUAUACAGAACGAAGGCAAGAUUAAACAAACUUGCGAUAAAAGCCUACGGCUGUCAGAGAAAGUCGGAUACGAGCAGGAGUCAAAGACCCAAUUCGUAGUGGAUGCAGUGUAUGCAUUUGCCUACGCACUUCAUAAUCUACACAACGACCGGUGCAAUACACAAAGCGAUCAAACUACAGAGCAGCAAAAGCACCAACACAGUGAAUCUGUGUGGUACAGGAAGCCGAUUGACAGCAAGUCCCAGGCAUGCCCCGAAAUGGCCAGCUAUGAUGGAAAGGAUUUUUAUAACAAUUACCUGCUGAACGUGUCAUUUAUAGAUCUGGCUGGUAGCGAAGUAAAGUUUGAUCGCCAAGGUGAUGGACUGGCCAGAUACGAUAUUUUAAAUUAUCAACGCCUUGAAAACUCUUCAGGAUAUCACUAUAAGGUUAUCGGCAAAUGGUUCAAUAGUCUCCAACUGAAUUCGCAAACUGUUGUAUGGAAUAAGGCGGCUGAUCAACCAACAUCAGCUUGUUCCCUGCCAUGCGAGGUGGGAAUGAUUAAAAAACAACAGGGAGAUACUUGUUGCUGGAUAUGCGACAGCUGUGAGUCAUACGAGUAUGUGUUUGAUGAUUUUACAUGCAAAGACUGCGGCCCAGGCCUGUGGCCGUACCCCGACAAACUUUCCUGCUUUCCUUUGGACAUUGAGUAUAUGCGAUGGAACUCCCUAUUCGCCCUCAUUCCCAUGGCCAUUGCUUUAUUAGGCAUAGCAGUGACCAUCAUUGUCAUAGUUCUGUUCGCCAAAAACCACGACACGCCCCUGGUGAGAGCAUCCGGUCGGGAGCUUAGUUACACGCUUCUGUUCGGCAUAUUGGUGUGUUACUGCAACACCUUUGCUCUGGUCGCUAAGCCCACUAUUGGGUCCUGCGUGCUUCAGCGGUUUGGUAUCGGUGUUGGGUUUUCUAUUAUCUAUAGUGCACUGCUCACGAAAACAAAUCGUAUUUCUCGCAUUUUCCACUCUGCAUCCAAGUCAGCCCAGCGCCUCAAGUACAUUAGCCCACAGUCGCAGGUGGUCAUAACAUCAUCCUUGAUCGCAAUACAAAUUCUGAUCACAAUGAUCUGGAUGGUAGUGGAGCCACCUGGAACACGUUUUUACUAUCCAGAUAGGACGGAGGUGAUACUAAAAUGCAAAAUACAGGAUAUGUCCUUUUUGUUUUCGCAGCUAUACAAUAUGAUUCUCAUUACAAUCUGCACCGUUUAUGCAAUUAAAACUAGAAAAAUACCAGAAAAUUUCAACGAAUCAAAGUUUAUUGGAUUCACCAUGUAUACCACUUGCAUUAUCUGGCUGGCCUUUGUGCCCAUUUACUUCGGCACUGGAAACUCCUACGAGAUACAAAUUACCACCUUGUGCAUUUCAAUAAGUCUUAGUGCUUCAGUGGCACUAGUAUGUCUCUACUCACCAAAGGUAUACAUCCUAGUCUUCCAUCCGGACAAGAACGUGCGAAAGUUGACAAUGAACAGCACCGUCUAUAGACGAUCGGCCGCAGCCGGGGCCCAGGGUCCGCCAACUAGUUCCGGAUACAGUCGCACGCAAGCUCCGGGAAUACCAUUGCCAACGGCUGGUACAGCAGGUACUACGGCAACUUCUAGUGACCGGCCAUCGCAAAACAGCCCGAGGCCAGGACUGGACCUAGACCUGGACCAGAGUCAAACGAACAUUGUCCACAGAGACAGUACCAGCAAAAAUAGCGAUCCAGAUUCAGAGGAAUGCGACAACAUUGAGCCAUCCUGUAUCCGUGUUAAGGACUAAAACUCUAGUCCUGGAAUCUGGAACUCGCGUCCUUUUGAUCAACGAUUAAUACAUUCAAAUAUAUAUCGAUAGCCUAAUUCAACAAAUUAUACAGCUUUAUCUGUGGGAAAUGUUAAAUUUGAAUUAGAUUUGAGUUUGCUACAUACAUACAUAUGUUUUCAGAAAUAUCAUACGAUCCAAACACAGACGAGUGGGCUAAUGUCUAAUGACCCAUGCAUCUAGUCAAACUAGUAUUACCAAUACAAUUUAAGAUUCUUGUUACCUCAGAACUUGUUUUAGUUAAGUUUCUAUAAAUUUAUUACUUUACAUUAAAAUUGAUUAUGUCUUAUUGUGACAUAUGAUAGUCGUAUAAGAUUAUAUAAUAGUGUUAUUGAUCUUCAAUAUUUUUUAAGAAUAAAUUGGUAGAUUUUGGCUAUUUCGCUAAAUGAAUAAACACACGGAUGUUUACAUAUGCUGUGAAACCCAAUUAAACCCUCAAUACGAUCUGUCUUACCCUGUAUUAGUCGAUCCGAUUUAAUGAAUUGCUAAAUGUAGUAAGACAAUUAUUUUGAAGUAAUUAUGGAAUUACGUUGGAUACUAACGUCGCACCAUUCUGAAAUAGUGCGCGGUGAUAUCGAGUUCGUAAAGUGUCCUGGUAAGAGAUCGGAAACAUACGAAUGCUUACAUCAAAUCAAAAACUCGUAAAUAUUGCAAAAUGGAGCAACAAAUUUACUUACAAUACAUAAUUUGUCACUUACAGCUCCAAAUAUAUCCUUGAAGUGGAUAGAUAUAGAUUCCUCACUGCAAUGACUCCAACAUAGAAUAGCCAAAAGCUUGUUAGCCGUAGCUUAGGCAGCCAUCCGACCGAGGGGUGAAGCCGCAUGACGCGUGACGUAGGAAAGAAUAUGAAUUAGACUAAUUAACGAGGGACUAAUAAAUCAGUACUCAAUUGUGAAAAACCCAACUCACCCUAAAUUAUCCAAUUAAAGAACUAUUAAAACGCCUAUUAAAAAUACUUCAUGCAGCUUGUCAGCUGGGAUUAGCAUUGACAUCAGCGAACCUUAUUAAAUAUUUCUGCUCUCCGCCUAUCUUCUUUUUUCAAAAUAACCUUUUGACGAUGAUGAUCAAGAAUCUGCAUACACUCCUGUAUGUUGCAAAUAUGACUAGGAGGUUAUAUGUUUCAGAAGACAAAAAAGAGGUAUUACAUUCCGAAAAACUCAUUCGGCAGGCCACAUAUACAUACAUAUACAGAGAUC